AUGGCCAACCAGUCAACUCUCCGCCGCCCGGAGGACCCCCUCCUCGCCCUUUAUUUACACUAUUCCGAACUGUUUCGCUCUCGUGUGCGUCGUACCACGAAAACCACCCGUCUGAUAGCUACGGUCGCCCUACUUUUGUCUAUCAUCGGCUCAGGAUAUGGAGGAUUCAAGUGGCUGCGCGAACGCGCAAGGGACCGAGCCCAAGGCCGCCGACUGUUGCGUCGGAACUCAGGAAUACGUGGCAAGGAUGGCUCUCGAACGAUCUAUGUGCCCUACAAGGGCUCACGUACUUCCAAAGUCAUGAUCCAUCCCACCAAGAUGACCACGUUUGACGCCCAUCGACGACUCUUUUUAAACCCGCCGGCAUCAGCGCGGAGUAUUGAGGAAGGCUCGGCGAGCCAAAUCCCGCCGCCUACAACAAAGCCAGGCUUGAAUCUGGCAUUUCUGCACCAGUUCCUCAGCUUGGGGAGUAUCAUGGUUCCCAGGUGGGGAAGCAAAGAGACAGGAUUGUUAUUGGGCCAUGGCCUGUUUCUUCUACUACGAACAUAUCUCUCCCUACUGAUUGCACGGUUAGACGGUGAACUUGUCAGAGAUUUGGUCGCUGGCAAAGGCCGACCUUUUAUGUGGGGCAUUGUCAAGUGGUGUGGCAUCGGCACCCUUGCCUCCUACACCAAUGCAAUGAUCAAAUUCCUCCAGUCCAAGGUGUCGAUCGCCUUCCGGACCCGUCUCACAAGAUACAUUCACGACCUCUAUCUGACUGACAAUGACAACUAUUACAAGCUGAUGAAUCUGGACGGAGGUAUCGGGCAAGGCCCUGAUCAGUUCAUCACACAAGAUCUUACCCUUUUCUGCUCCGCCGCUGCUUCAUUGUACUCCUCCAUGGGCAAGCCUAUGGUGGAUCUCUUUGUGUUCAAUUAUCAAUUGUACCGGUCGCUUGGCCCACUGGCUCUGAGUGGGAUUCUCGCUGGCUACUUCAGCACGGCUGUAGUGCUUCGCAAGCUAUCCCCGCCGUUCGGCAAGCUCAAGGCUGUCGAGGGUAAAAAAGAGGGCGACUUCCGUGGCCUGCACUCCCGACUUCUGGCUAAUGCGGAAGAGAUCUCAUUCUAUGGCGGUGCCGAUAUUGAGAGAGUCUUCUUGGUCAAGAGCUUCAAGGAUCUGCAGCGCUGGAUGGAAGGUAUCUACAGCCUGAAGAUCCGGUAUAAUAUGUUGGAGGACAUUAUCUUGAAAUACUCCUGGUCUGCCUUUGGUUAUUUAAUCACUUCUUUGCCAAUCUUCCUUCCCGCCUGGGGUGGGUCAGGCGGUGCCAUGGAAAUGAUCGACGCACCCGAGAGCAUGGGCCGUGAACGAGGUCGUAUGAAGGAAUUUAUCACCAACAAGCGCCUUAUGUUAUCAUUGGCGGAUGCAGGCGGUCGCAUGAUGUACAGUAUCAAAGAUAUUUCCGAACUUGCAGGCUACACUUCACGUGUGUACACCCUCAUCUCAACUUUGCACCGCGUCCACGCCAGCGCAUACUAUCCGCCUCGAGGAUCAUACUCCGAGCUCUAUUCUCUCGCCGAUGCACAAGGCACCACACACAACGGCUUCGAUGGGGUUCGUCUGGAGCAGGUUCCUAUCGUGGCACCAUCGCUUUACCCCAUGGGUGGUGAUGAGCUAAUCGACUCACUGUCGUUCAUUGUUCAUUCUGGUGAUCAUCUUCUCAUUUCGGGACCUAAUGGCGUGGGCAAGUCCGCAAUUCCUCGUAUCGUCGCGGGCCUUUGGCCUAUUUAUCGUGGACUGGUAAGCCGCCCACGUAAAUUCGGCCUAGAUGGUAUUAUGUUCCUCCCACAGCGACCAUACCUAAGUGUUGGUACUCUGCGAGACCAGGUCAUUUACCCUCACACUGAGAUCGACAUGCACGAGGCCGGAGGGACCGAUGCAAACUUGCAGAAGAUUCUCGAUGCUGCGCACCUAGGCUACCUGCCAGCCCGUGAGGGUGGAUGGGAUGCUCGCAAGGAGUGGAAAGAUGUGUUGAGUGGUGGAGAGAAGCAGCGUAUGGGCAUGGCUCGGCUUUUCUACCAUGAGCCACGAUACGCCUUCCUCGAUGAAGGUACUUCCGCCGUCUCUUCUGAUGUAGAGGGCCUGCUGUAUGAACGUGCCAAGGAGCGCGGUAUCACUCUCAUCACCAUCUCCACUCGUGCAUCUCUGAAGAAAUACCACACCUUUAACCUGAGCCUUGGUCUUGGAGACGAAGGUGAGCGCUGGGAAUUUGAGAGAAUUGGCACUGAGAAGGAGAAGCUUGGUGUUGAGAAGGAGCUACAGGAGCUGCGCAAGCGUCUCGACAAGGUUGACGAAUGGAAACAGCGUCGCGAGGAUAUUGAGAAGGAGUUGUGUAAAGUUUGGACGGCAAAUGAUGGCGAAAUUGCACCCCCGCCAUAUCAGGAAGAGGAGCCUGUUUCAGAGGUUCUAGAGGCAGAGCCUACCAACUAA
Messenger RNA from Penicillium pulvis, 2466 nucleotides. It is a transcript of the gene pxa1, whose product is annotated as putative peroxisomal ABC transporter (PXA1). The coding region runs from base 1 to 2466 and encodes 821 amino acids. Gene Ontology annotation, biological process: long-chain fatty acid import into peroxisome; fatty acid beta-oxidation; peroxisome organization. Gene Ontology annotation, molecular function: ATP binding; ATP hydrolysis activity; long-chain fatty acid transmembrane transporter activity. The record is from RefSeq and is a predicted model, not a curated record. Gene Ontology annotation, cellular component: peroxisomal membrane. NCBI's taxonomy places the organism in Eukaryota, Fungi, Ascomycota, Eurotiomycetes, Eurotiales, Aspergillaceae. The transcript has a single exon.